Molecule: messenger RNA, 1569 nt
Organism: Cariama cristata (Red-legged seriema)
Lineage: Eukaryota; Metazoa; Chordata; Aves; Cariamiformes; Cariamidae
Gene: TYW1
Product: tRNA-yW synthesizing protein 1 homolog (S. cerevisiae)
Exons: 11
Coding region: 7-1569 (520 amino acids)
Biological process (GO): wybutosine biosynthetic process
Molecular function (GO): FMN binding; 4 iron, 4 sulfur cluster binding; catalytic activity
Source: RefSeq, a predicted model, not a curated record
GUCUCAAUGGAUACGUGGAACUUCUUCUAUACUUGCCUGGUUUCCUUAUGGCUGCACAGAUUUUACAUCUAUUUUGCUGUUGUUUUUGGAAUCAGCAUUUGGAUUAUGAUUCAGUUCACCACCACCAAAACCAAAAAGAAGGGUGAAAAAUCCAACGGGAAUCCCACUUCUGAAGGAGCAGAAGACAAACUGGUAAAUGGAUAUACCACCCUGCAGGCAAAGGAGGUCUAUGUUGCUGGGGUAAAGAUUUUCUAUGGGUCUCAGACUGGCACAGCAAAGAGAUUUGCUAAAGGUCUGGCUGAAGCAGUCAUUUCCCUUAGUUUGCCUGUGGAAGUCAUUAGCAUGGGAGACUAUGACCCAGAUGAUUGUUUAUCAGAGGAGACAACCAGCAGGAACAUUUGUGUGUUCUUGGUAGCUACAUACACAGAUGGUCAACCAACCGAGAGUGCAGCGUGGUUCUGCAAGUGGUUAGAAGAAGCUGUGAAUGACUUCCGCUUUGGGAAAACGUAUCUGAAAGGCCUGAGAUAUGCUGUGUUUGGCUUGGGAAACUCAGUCUAUGUUGAUCAUUACAACACAGUUGGAAGAAAUAUUGACAGGUGGCUGUGGAUGCUCAGUGCCAGCCGUAUCAUGACUCGUGCCGAGGGGGACUGUAAUGUGGCCCAGAGCAAGCAUGGCAGCAUUGAAGCUGACUUUGAAGCCUGGAAAGUCAAGUUCCUCAGUCGACUUCAGGCGCUCUGCAGAGGGGAAAAGAAGCCCUGCGAUGGGAAGUGCAAGAAAGGGAAGUGCAAAUCUCCGGGGAAGCAGAGCAAGGAGAGCUCAGAUCAUCAGCGUGGGGCAUCAGAAUACAGGAAUACUGAGGCGGAGUUGUUUGAAACCAGUAGUGAGGAGGAGGCUGAUGCUGCGGAAGCUGGCGGCACAAAUUCUGUUGUCGAUGUUGAAGAUCUCGGCAAUAUCAUGAGCCACAUGAAGAAAGCGAAGGGAGAACAUGAGCUCAAGGAAGGAGAUGUUGGAACGAGCUUGACUCGAGAGAACGCUGGGAGGAAGGAGGAGGGUGAAAAGAGAGAGAUGAUAACCCCUGCUCUGAGGGAAGCGCUCACAAAACAAGGUUACAAACUGAUUGGAAGCCAUUCUGGGGUGAAGCUCUGCCGAUGGACAAAGUCGAUGCUUCGAGGCCGAGGAGGGUGCUACAAACACACAUUUUACGGAAUUGAGAGCCACCGCUGCAUGGAGGCCACGCCGAGCCUGGCUUGUGCAAACAAAUGUGUCUUUUGCUGGAGACAUCAUACAAAUCCAGUGGGCACAGAGUGGCGAUGGAAGAUGGACCAACCUGAAGUGAUCUUGCAGGAGGCUAUUGAGAACCAUCAGAAUAUGAUCAAGCAGUUCAAAGGCGUAUCAGGAGUAAAAGCAGAUCGCUUUGAGGAAGCAAUGACAGCAAAGCACUGCGCACUGUCACUGGUGGGAGAGCCCAUCAUGUACCCGGAGAUCAAUCGAUUUGUGAAGCUCCUGCACCAGAACAGCAUCUCUAGUUUCCUGGUUACAAAUGCACAGUUCCCAGAUGAGAUUAGGUAA